AUGCCUACUUUUACUCUACCUGCAGACGCAGUGGCGAGGUUGUUGAAUGUGUUAGAGGAAUUAGUGCCUACUCAAGAUGGACUUCCAGCUCGCCAAGCUACUUCGCAUACGCAAGCACAGGUUGUUCAGCCAGUUGCAAAUACAGGGAAGUCUAAGGAUCUUAAGAAUUUCAUGAAUCUCAAGCCACCAAAGUUCGAUUCUACACAGGCUUUUAUUGAUCCUCAAAAGUUCAUUGUGCGUGGAUCCGCAGAGUCAUGGUGGAAUUCUGUUCAGAGAGGUAGACGAGCAAGGUUGCCACCUAUUACUUGGUCAGAGUGUUCAACUAUGUUUAUGGGUAGGUUCAUUUCACUGAGCAAACGCGAAAACAUGAGGUGUCAGUUUGAGCAAUUGCGCCAACGCACUUCGACAGUUACAGAGUAUGAGGCUAAGUUUACUGAGUUAUCCACGUAUGCACACUUUCUAGUUGCUGAUGAGUAUGAAAAGGGGAAAAUAUUUGUGGAUGGGCUUGAGCAUCGAUAUCGUGGCCCGGUGGUUAGGGAUGUUCGAGGUGGUUCCGACGAAGAAGUAGUUGACACUGCUCUACGUUUUGAGUCCUAUCAGAAGAGGGACAUGACCGAGCGAGAAAGUAAAAGGGCACGUAGCACCGGCAGAUUUAGUGGAGUUCCAUCUCGGGGCAAGAAAGGUUUUAACUGCGCGCAGUCCAGGCUUACUCAGUCAGAGUCAUUGGUGCAGUCUUCUGGGAACACGUUUUUGGUAAAGCAAGGUCAGCAACAGAUGCAAGGGAAGGAUAACGUUUCAUUUAAAUUUGGACAAUAUCUGAGAUGUAAUACAUUUGGUAGGAACCACUAUGGUCGUCACUUUGGUAUAGCUAGUAGUUGUUGUACUUGUAGAGAAAAGGGGCAUAUCGCUAAAUAUUGUCCUAAGGGUAACUCUGGUACUAAUUAG
This is a messenger RNA of Nicotiana attenuata, 945 nucleotides long. RefSeq lists its product as uncharacterized. Bases 1 to 945 code for a protein of 314 amino acids. The record is from RefSeq and is a predicted model, not a curated record. The transcript is spliced from 3 exons. NCBI's taxonomy places the organism in Eukaryota, Viridiplantae, Streptophyta, Magnoliopsida, Solanales, Solanaceae.